This is a messenger RNA of Miniopterus natalensis, 508 nucleotides long. Lineage: Eukaryota; Metazoa; Chordata; Mammalia; Chiroptera; Miniopteridae. The record is from RefSeq and is a predicted model, not a curated record.
AUGAAUGUGACUCUGGCCCCCAAGCCUCAGUUGGAGAGGAAUGAGGAGGUGGUACACGACUCUGAUUUUAGCUACUGGCUGUGUAGCUUUGGUAUUGGUGCCCUUGUGGGCCUGUCCAUAGCAGCGGUGGUCCUCCUGGCCUUCAUUGUCACUGCCUGUGUGCUUUGUUACCUGUUCAUCAGCUCAAAGCCUCACACAAAGUUGGACCCAGGCUUAAGCUUACGGACUACAGAACCGGAGGAGAUGUCCCCUGUCCACCAAGAUGGGAAUACAGGCAAGUCGGUGGAAGUGCCAGGAGUGAGCCCUCAAGGGCAGAGUCACCCCUUCCUGAACCCACAGCUGGACUGCAAUGAGGAGCAGGCUGUGGACCGCAAACACCUCUUCCAGUACUGCUUCAUGGCCACAGUGACCACCAGUGACAUUCCAGGCAGCCCUGAGGAGGCCCCUGUCCCCAAUCUAAUCUUACAUGGACCAGUCCCGUAGACAUUCAAUAAAUGUCUCUAUACCA